Molecule: messenger RNA, 3614 nt
Organism: Dreissena polymorpha
Lineage: Eukaryota; Metazoa; Mollusca; Bivalvia; Myida; Dreissenidae
Product: neurogenic locus notch homolog protein 2-like
Exons: 28
Coding region: 1-3597 (1198 amino acids)
Biological process (GO): heterophilic cell-cell adhesion; establishment or maintenance of epithelial cell apical/basal polarity
Cellular component (GO): protein-containing complex; plasma membrane
Molecular function (GO): protein binding; calcium ion binding
Source: RefSeq, a predicted model, not a curated record
AUGUCAUCUGACAAGUCCAUGAAAGCCGCUGCCGAGCUUGAGAAAAUGUAUGAUGACAAGUUCACCAAAAGUGAAUAUAAGGACAUAUAUGUUGGAACCACCGUCCUUGGAUUUCGGAACGGAAGUCUGAUUGGCGAGGUCAAAUCUGAAUUCAAAAAGAAGGUCAAGAUCGAAAAGAAGAAACCGGCGGAUACAACGUCUGAAACCACAACACAAGCUACAAUCGAACUGAGCGCAGAAGACCUGGGGCUUAAAAUGGAAGUUGUAAUGAGUGUCAUCGAGACGAUACCAGGAAUAAAGCCCAACGCAUUUUCAGAGAUAGACGAGUGUGACUCCAGCCCGUGUCAGAAUUCCGGAACAUGUGAAGACCGCAUCAACCGAUAUGUGUGCCUUUGUCCUCCUGGCUAUUCUGGGAUAAACUGUGAAACAGACAUUGACGAGUGUGACAGUUCCCCGUGCAAGCUCGAAAGUAUCUGCAAGGACUCGGUGAAGAACUACACGUGCACGUGUCGGCCUGGCACAACCGGCAGGAACUGCGAUAUAAAUAUCGACGACUGUACACCCAAUCCAUGUGUUCAUGGCACGUGCAAUGAUGGACUGAAUGGGUACACAUGCACCUGUAAUCUUGGGUACACUGACAAGAACUGCACAACUGGUGUGGACGUUGUUGAUACUAAAAUAUGCAUACAUUCACAUAAAGGAUUGCCAGCGCCAGAGCAUAUUGACGACUGCGCCUCCCUCCCAUGUAUGCAUGGCAACUGUACGGAUAAAGUAGCAGGGUUUACAUGCUCUUGCUACCCUGGAUACUCCGGCACAACCUGUCAAACUGACAUUGACGACUGUGCCGGUGUUGUGUGCCAAAAUGGAGGCACCUGUAGGGACAUGGUCAAUGGCUUCAUCUGCAGCUGUGCACAUGGCUUUGUGGGCCUUAUGUGUGAAACUAACAUAAACGAUUGCAAUUCAAGCGUCUGUCAAAAUGGUGCCACUUGUGUCGAUCUUGUUAAUGACUACCGAUGCAACUGUGCCGCUGGCUACAAGGGGGAUUACUGUGAAAUUGAUAUGAACGAGUGCUCUCCAAAUCCAUGUAUCAAUGGAGCUUCCUGCAUUGAUCAAGUGAACAACUACACCUGCUUGUGUAGAGCUGGUUUUACUGGACGUAACUGCGAUUCAGGUAUGCUACUAUUGCACGAUGAUUGUACGAACUACAAGCUUCAUAACAAUGCUUCUCCAUUAGAAAACCAAUACAAUAUAAACGAGUGCUCUCUUAAUCCAUGCAACAAUGGGGCCUCCUGCAUUGAUCAAGUAAACAACUUCACCUGUUUGUGUAGAGCUGGUUUCACUGGACGUAACUGCGAUACAGAUAUCAACGAAUGCAUGCCGAAUCCAUGCAAUAAUGGGUCCACAUGUGUUGACCAGGUGAACAAUUAUACAUGCGUCUGUAAAGCGGGUUUCACUGGACGUAAUUGCAAUACAGAUAUCAUCGAGUGCAUGCCGAAUCCAUGCAAUAACGGGUCCACAUGCGUUGAUCAAGUAAACAAUUACACAUGCGUCUGUAAAGCGGGUUUCACAGGACGUAACUGUGAUACAGAUAUCAACGAGUGCAUUCAGAAUCCAUGCAAUAAUGGGUCCACAUGCGUUGACCAGGUGAAUAAUUAUACAUGCGUCUGUAAAGCGGGUUUCAUUGGACAAAACUGCGACACAGAUAUCAACGAGUGCUCUCCAAAUCCAUGCAACAAUGGGGCCUCCUGCAUUGAUCAAGUAAACAACUACACCUGCUUGUAUAUCAACGAGUGCUCUCCAAAUCCAUGCAAGAAUGGGUCCACGUGCGUUGAUCAACUGAACAACUACACCUGUGUGUGUAGAGCUGGUUAUACAGGUCGUAACUGCGAUACAGACUGUUCCAAGGGUUUUUUCUCCUGUGACAACGGUCGCUGCCAGGGCAUUCUUCGGCUUUGCGACGGUGUGUUGGACUGUAAUGAUGGCUCCGAUGAACGCGGUUGUGUUUGUGAACCGCAUGAAUGGGGCUGUGCCAAGAUUAAACAGUGCAUUCCAGCCAGUCUCCGUUGCGAUGGCAACAAAAACUGCCAUGACGUCACUGACGAAUAUGUCGGUUGCCAACCGCCAACACCCGCACCGAUCAUACCCUUCAUAGUAGCCCUUAACAACCUGACUAUAAACAUCACUGAAGCCCCAGUAUAUAAAGCACCGACCUGGGGUCGUUUGAUGGUAAAACGUGAGGGUAUGAGCGAGGAUUAUGGGACGGUCUGUGACGACAGUUUUGACACGAGAGACGCCUCUGUCGGCUGCAGAAUGUUGGGAUAUGGCGACAACACACCCGCCUUUUUCUACAGUGGAAGUGUAUUCAAUACCGCAUUGGGUCCCAUAUGGCUGACAAAUCUCCAUUGCACAGGCACGGAAGAAAACCUGGCCGAUUGUGUACAUGCUCAAUGGGGAAAACACCAGUGUAGUCACCAGCAAGAUGUGUAUGUUGCAUGCGGAUGGAAUUUCUUUAGAACUGAAAAUGUAACGACAACGACAAUGAGAACAACAUCGCCCCACACAACCCGCCCACCAGUUGUAGGCAAUCAGAUACGUCUUGUUGAUGGCAACACGUGCUUUGAAGGCAGAGUUGAGGUUCUUUACAACGGUAUAUGGGGCACAGUUUGUGAUGACGGCUUUGAUGCGACUGAUGCUGGUGUUGCUUGUAGAUCUCUGGGAUUUAGCGGAGCUUCUUCGCCAUGGCUCUACUUCGAUUCCUCAAACACUUACCCAAGUCAAAUCUGGUUAGACGACUUGAACUGUAUAGGCUUCGGAACAAAUCUUUGGGAUUGUAACCAUCCUGGGUGGGGAACACACAACUGCGGUCAUUCCGAGGACCAGUUUAUAAGAUGUGUUGGAAGUUGUCAGUCUUCACCAAGCGUUUCGAUCGUCAAUUGUACGCUCAGCAAUAACAUGUGUGGCUACAACGUUACUGCUGUUAAGGGCAACGUUACAUGGGCGAGGUUGUCCUCGGGAAAUGGAGGUGUCUCUGAUCCAACUACUAGCUCUGGCUAUUCCAUGUACUUCAUGAGUCCUUAUGGCAUGGAAGGAGACCGGUCAAGACUGAGCACACCGCUGUUCCAACCAUUACAUGCGCAAUAUAUGAAGGUUGAAUUCAACUACCUUGUUCGGAAAUCCUCAUACGGUAAUCUGGUUGUCUUCAUCCGAGGUGAAUCCGGUGGAAUUUACAGUGCAAACAAGCUCUGGAACAGCCGAUAUCUGAGAGUUGAAGAAGACGGGAUGUGGUUACAACAGUAUGUGAGCAUAUCCGCCGGGCACUAUUUUGAAAACAAUAGUCUUGUGUUUGAGGCUAAACUAGGACCGAAUAUGAAUUCUGCAUCACACCUUGUUGCCAUAGAUACCGUCAAUGUGCAAGCCGGCCGAUGCCAUGAAUCCUUACUGGAUGGUCCCUGCGAUUUCAACAAAACAUAUGCAUGCGGCAUGGAGGUGGUUUGCUCCAAAUGCGACCGUAACGACUUGCAGUUCAACUGGAUCUGGACCAACGGAGCCCCAUAUCUGAACAGAAUCAAAGGAGAAGGCAUGUGUUUAACUAAAUAGCUAAUCUGCGAAAGUUU